Molecule: messenger RNA, 433 nt
Organism: Paramecium octaurelia
Lineage: Eukaryota; Ciliophora; Oligohymenophorea; Peniculida; Parameciidae
Source: the annotation of a GenBank genome assembly
ACUAAAUGAACAAAACCAUAAUAACAUUGAUAACAAUAAUUAUGAUUACAUAAGCAAAGAGACACUUCAUAGAAAAUAAAAUUCAAAAAUACCAAGAAUUGCUUGGAGGUGUUAAAUGGUAGUCUCCAAAAAGUUUUAAAAAUGAUAAGAAUUACAGUAAAGCCCUUGAGGAAGCAAGACAAGAAUUCCAUCAUGUUUGUCAUCUCUCUAAUAACGUGGCUUGGGUGAAAGUGGGCAAGGCCGGUUUCUAAAUUGUAUAAGGAAUAAUGUGGUGGGUAUAAUAUUUAAUUCAACAUUUUAGUUCGAAGUUAAAUUGAGUGAUAAAGGAGCAUAUCAGAUGAAAGUAUAUUAGGACUUGGAAGGAACAUUUGAAUUAGUAGAAUGCAAAAAAUGAAUAAUUAUUCAUACUAUAUAAUAAGUUAAAUCAUAAAUA